GCUCUAUACUUUCAGACAGCCAGUGUGUGUCGGGGAGAACAUUGCUGUCGUGUUUCUGUGUAAGCGAGAUUGCGUGUGUGUACUAUUAUAUGUGCGUGUUUGCGUGUGUGAGUUAGUGGUUAAAGCAGCCUCUUAGGAUGAGAGGCAGAGAGAGACAGACGGUGUUGUGAUUGAGAGUUGGCAACAUCGCCUCUCUGCCGCCUCACCCAGUCCUCAUCCUGCCCUCCUCUCUCUUUCCUCUGGCUCUGAUCUACAACACCGCUGGGAUGUCUUCUUCUCCAGGAUCCAUGGACGGCAGCCAGAGGAAUAGCUCAGAGAAGGUGCCACCCCACGUGAAGGAGGUUGAGCCUGCCCAGGUGAAGCCAAAGGAGGUGGAGCCUGGCCAGUUUAAGCUAAAGGAGGCGGAGCUUGCCCAGGCAAAGAUGAAGGAGAGGCAGAAAUUCUUUGAAGAGGCAUUCCAGCAAGACAUGGAUCAGUACCUGUCCACCGGCUACCUGCAGAUCAGUGAGAGGAGAGGGCCAAUAGGAAGCUUUUCGUCCAUGGAGGUGAACGUGGACAUGCUGGAGCAGAUGGACCUGUCCGACCAUGAGAGCUUUGACGUCUUCCUCCUCUCUGGGGGAGAGGACAACAACGCUGCCUCCCCCAUGCUAGGUCCAGACGUUGACUCGUUAACCACAGAGUUCACCCUGCAGGUUCCCACCCAGGCUGAGCUAGGAAACAAGCUGUCCUCCCUCUCCUCCACAUGCACUGACAGCCAGGCCACAGAGGCUGGGGACGAUGAUGAAGAGGAUGAAGGGGGGAGGGAGGACAGCAGCCACCGUCCUGUUGGGGUGCAGAGGUUCCCCCCAACACUGUCCUAGCAGAGAGGCCACCACCCCCCACCCAAAAGCAAGACACUUAACACUGGGGACAGCAGCUCACAGGCCACAUAAGGGCCAGAGUAGGAGCUAAGACAAUGAACAGACCGAAACUGAGCGGAAUAUAUGCUAUGCACUGGAUGCAUGGAGGAAGAGAUGCGUAAUUUAUGUGUCCUGUAUUUUCAUCCAUUUCUGGAAAGAAAUAACUCCAUGUUGAACAUUGUGGUUACAGUAUUAUUCCCCCAUAAUCUCUCGACUUGGUAAUAAAUAUUUCACCACCCUGUA
Messenger RNA from Oncorhynchus gorbuscha (pink salmon), 1142 nucleotides. RefSeq names its product dysbindin-like. Gene Ontology annotation, cellular component: plasma membrane; cytoplasm; BLOC-1 complex. NCBI's taxonomy places the organism in Eukaryota, Metazoa, Chordata, Actinopteri, Salmoniformes, Salmonidae. Gene Ontology annotation, biological process: platelet dense granule organization; neuron projection development; regulation of synaptic vesicle exocytosis. The coding region runs from base 267 to 860 and encodes 197 amino acids. The record is from RefSeq and is a predicted model, not a curated record. The transcript has 4 exons.